AUGGAAAUCAUUUCUAAAAUCAUAACCCAUUUUUCUUUUCCUUUCUCAUUUCCUCCGCUUUUCUCAAUUUCUUAUAUUUCUUAUUUCUCUUUGUUCACGAAUUCUUUCUUUUCUUACAAUUCCUUUUCUUAUCUUUUUUUUCUCCAUUCUUUUUGUCAUAUUUACUAUCUAAAUUUGUUAUUUCUUAACCUGCCUCAGGAUGACUCAAGGCAUCACGGCGUAGGCUUCGCCGUGAAGAACUCGCUGAUACCAGCCAUUGUACCACCAACUGGCGGAUCUAAGAGAAUCCUAGCACUGCGUCUCUUAACAUCUACGGGUUUCGCCAACGUCCUCUGCAUCUACGCGCCAAUGUUCUGCACCACCCCAGAGAUCAGGGACCAACACCCCCGUUCUCGACACUGGCACCAGCUCGACCUUGCCAUCACCAGGCGUGCAGACCUAAGGAUCGUUCUUCACACUCGGAGCUUCCACAGCGCAAACUGUGACAUGGACCACUCCCUAGUAGGCUGCAAAGUGAGACUGACAGCCAAGAAAAUACACCGCUCCAAAACCAAGGGCCUCCCUCGCAUCAACACAUGUCGCCCCAAUGACCCUGAGAGCUCACGCCGCUUCCAAACCACCUUUAGCGCAUAUCCUCCUUCAGUGCCGCUGACAUCGACAGUAGAUUGCACCACUUCCGUGAUACCAUAUACACCUCAGCCCUUACAGCCUGAACCUAUGCAACAGGAUCCAGACGGCUCCGCUGAACUGCGGGGCGGGAGAGGACAGGGGCAAGCAGCUGGGGGGCUGGGUGGAGCACUACCUGGAGCUGUAUGCAACCCAGAACGUGGUGACGGAGGCCGCCCUGGAUGCCUUGCCCAGUCGCCCAGUCAUGGAGGAGUUGGAUGCCCCGCUCUCUGCGGAAGAACUCGGAAAAGCUAUCGACUGUCUCUCUUGCGGGAGGGCCCCUGGGAUGGACGGGAUCCCAUCAGAUGUUCUGAAGAGUGGCAAGCCGGCUCUGCUGCAGGAUUUCCACGAGCUCCUUGCCUGUGCUGGGAGAAGGGCCACGUUCCCCGGGACAUGCGAGAUGCCAACAUUGUCACCCUCUAUAAGAAUAAAGGUGACCGCAGCGACUGCAAUAACUACCGCAGCAUUUCCCUCCUCAGCGUCGUCGGACAGUCUUUGCCCGCGUCAUAUUGCCACGCCUGUAGAGCCUCGCCUCCCGUGUGUAACCCGAGUCGCAGUGUGGCAUCAGGGCAGGCCGAUCUACAGUGGACAUAA
Acanthosepion pharaonis is the source of this 1260-nucleotide messenger RNA. NCBI's taxonomy places the organism in Eukaryota, Metazoa, Mollusca, Cephalopoda, Sepiida, Sepiidae. The record is from the annotation of a GenBank genome assembly.